UCCUGGCGAUUGGCCAAGUAUCGAAACCCUUGCGGAGCGGAGACGAGAGCCCUCUUUUCCUUCCAAGUUCAAGUAGAAGUAGAGCUUGAAGUAGAAGUACUCCUCGCAAAGCCCUCUCUCUCUCUCUCUCUCUCCAUUCAAAAUCCACCAAUAUCCAGUUACUUAGUAAAGCAAAACCCUCAUUAAAUCCCUUUCCCAUAUCCUUCUUAAAUUUUUCUUUUUUCUUUAUCACAAUGAGUGACUCGGCCGUAGAUGACUCCAAACACAUCGAGGAGCUCUACCUUUACGUUGAGCGUCUCAACGAGGCCACGGACAAGUCCCAGAAUGUGAAGGACUACCAGGGUAUCAUCGACACUGCCAAGUCCAGCAUCAAGGCCAAGCAAUUGGCCGCUCAGUUCAUCCCCAGGUUCUUCAAGUUCUUCCCCACUCUCUCGGGCCCCGCCAUCGACACGCAUCUCGAUUUGAUCGAAGAAGAAGAACUCGGGGUUCGGGUGCAAGCAAUUAGGGGACUUCCCCUUUUCUGCAAGGAUACACCAGAACAUAUUGCAAAGAUUGUAGACAUUCUUGUGCAACUCCUUGCAUCCGAGGAAUUUGUGGAGCGUGAUGCUGUGCAUAAAGCCCUUAUGUCCCUGUUGACGCAGGAUGUGAAAGCUUCUUUGACGGCCUUAUUUAAGCAUAUUGGGAGUGUUGAUGAACCAAGUACGGAUGAAGUUAUUCGUGAGAAAGUUCUAACAUUUAUAAGAGAUAAGGUUUUUCCCAUUAAGGCUGAACUAUUAAAGCCUCAGGAAGAAAUGGAAAGACAUAUAACUGAUUUGAUAAAAAAGAGUUUAGAAGAUGUAACCGGCGCAGAAUUCAGGAUGUUUAUGGACUUCUUAAAGAGUUUGAACACUUUUGGAGAAAAAGCUCCCCCAGAACGCAUGAAAGAAUUAAUUGGAAUUGUUGAAGGACAAGCUGAUUUAGAUGCACAGUUCAAUGUUUCGGAUGCGGACCAUAUUGACAGGUUGAUAUCGUGCUUGUACAUGGCUCUUCCACUUGUUGUGAGGGGUGCUUCAAGCAGCAAGUUUCUCAAUUAUUUGAACAAACACAUUAUACCUGUAUUUGAUAAGCUUCCUGAGGAGCGAAAGCUAGACAUGCUCAAAGCCCUUGCAGAAAUUUCUCCUUAUACAACACCACAGGAUUCUCGUCAGAUUCUUCCUAAUGUUGUUCAGCUAUUAAAGAAGUACAUGCCCCGGAGGAAGACAGGGGAAGAGAUGAACUUUACUUAUGUUGAGUGCUUGCUGUACACAUUUCACCAUCUAGCUCACAAGGUUCCCAAUGCCACUAACAGUCUAUGCGGUUAUAAGAUAGUGACUGGUCAACCAUCAGAUAGGCUUGGGGAGGACUUCUCAGAGUUAUAUAAGGAGUUCACUGAAAGGUUGAGUAAUGUCGAGGAGUUAACCAGGGCUACCAUGAAGAAAUUAACUCAGGGGAUGGCUGAGCACAACAAAGCUAUGGCUGCUGCCAAAUCUGAUGAAGCAAAGGAAGGCAUUAAAACUCAAAAGCAGAAUACUACAACUGGGUUGCGGACCUGUAAUAACAUUUUGGCAAUGACAAAGCCGUUGCAUUCAAAAACACCUUCAUUUACUGGAGAUAAAAGCAUCAACCUGUCUUGGAAAGAAGCAACAAAACCUUCUAUUCCCACUGCCACAGCUACAACUGGAGGAAAACGACCUGCUAAUGCUACUAACGGAUCCAGCAAUGUGACAUCCAAAAAGGGCCGUGGAGCUGGUGGUUUACCAAACCAGCUAGUUAAUAGAGCAUUAGAAGGUUUGUCUCAUGGUGGGAGAGGUGGGAUUAGGGGCAGAGGCAGGGGGUGGGCUGGACGUGGAAGAGGAAGAGGCUACCGGUAGCCUAGGUGCUUGCUGGACGUGAAUUCACAAAUUCAACAUCCACCGGGAAGUAUACGACUAGAAGCCAUUUGUUUAUUCUUGUUCUCUGUUGGAGCUAGAUUUGAUUCGUAGAGGAAGCUGAGUAUCUGGAGACUUCUUUGUGGUCUAACACUAGGAAUCAUAUUGCUCUGGAGCUUAUCUAGUAGCUUUUAGUGCCUCUAAGAAGUUAUUAAUCGUUUCUAAUUCAACUGAUGAAAGCAGCAGCUGGGAUUUUAUGGAAUCUGUGCAUGCCUGUUACUCCGUGUAUGCAUAUAAUAACUUGCAUUCCGAGAAAUGAUUUUACAAUUCUGAAAAAAUGAUUUUACAAUUCUGAAAAUUUGUAGAAUAUAAAUUGUUUGGUUGAAUGAGAACUUGAGAAAACUGAUACU
Juglans microcarpa x Juglans regia is the source of this 2296-nucleotide messenger RNA. RefSeq names its product apoptosis inhibitor 5-like protein API5. The transcript is spliced from 16 exons. Gene Ontology annotation, cellular component: nucleus. Gene Ontology annotation, molecular function: mRNA binding. Lineage: Eukaryota; Viridiplantae; Streptophyta; Magnoliopsida; Fagales; Juglandaceae. Gene Ontology annotation, biological process: regulation of programmed cell death. The record is from RefSeq and is a predicted model, not a curated record. The coding region runs from base 234 to 1889 and encodes 551 amino acids.